AUGAUUCCUUCGUUUGCUUUAUUGUGUGUGUCUGGCUUUGUCCAGUUUGUUGCGGCCAAAGAUGUCUACCUCCAGUGGGACGUCACUUGGGUCCAUGCUGCCCCAGAUGGCUAUGGGAGACCUGUGAUUGGUAUUAACGAUAAGUGGCCUUGUCCACAAGUCGACGUCAAUGUUGGUGAUCAGUUGAUUGUGGACGUUACAAAUAACUUGGGAAACCAGUCUACUGGUAUUCACUGGCAUGGCUUACACCAAUACGGUGCUGGUACUAUGGAUGGCGCUUCGAGUGUUUCUCAAUGCCCUGUUCCUCCUGGUUCAACUAUCCGCUACAACUUGACUAUGGACCAAGCUGGUACAUAUUGGUAUCAUUCACACAACAUGGGGCAGUAUCCCGAUGGCUUGCGCGGCCCAUUGAUUGUUCAUGAUCCAAAACCCCCUUUCCAUUGGGAUGAUGAGUUCACGGUCACUUUGACAGACUGGUAUCAUGAGGAGAUGUCUGACCUUCUCAAUCAGUAUCAAUCUAAAAGCAAUGCGCAGAAUAAUUUUGGCAAUGAGCCAAUACCUGAUGUUGCGUUGAUCAAUGACUCCACACAAUCCAAGUUCAAGGUCCAGCCAGGCAAGACAUACUUGGUUCGUUUCAUCUGCAUCGGAAAUUGGCCUGGUCAUGCGUUCCUGUUUGACGAUCAUGAGAUGACUGUUGUCGAGGUCGAUGGUGUCUGGGUGCAACCCUACCCAGUUGGCCUGAAGAACAUCCGAGUUGCACCCGGUCAACGUUUGAGUGUGCUUAUCAAGACCAAGGAUGAUGCAAAAAACAACUACGCUUUCUGGAAUACCAUGGACGUCAACAUGAUGUUCGUUUACGAGAACAAGGCUAUCCCUGACGCCUAUAACCCGAAUGCUACCGCAUGGCUAGUAUACAAUGAAUCUAUGCCACUUCCACCACCUCCUGUUAUCAAUAACUUCGAAUUUAUUGAUGAUGUGACGUUUGUGCCAUAUAAUCGCACGCCGAUUCUUGAACCAGUUGAUCAUCAAAUCAUCCUCAAUACUGGACAUACUACCAUCAACGGAGUCAGUCGGUUCACUGUCAAUGGCAAGACAUAUAUACCCCAGAAAGUACCCACUCUUUACACAGCCUUGACUAUUGGUUCAGAGUACUACAACAACCCAAAUGUGUAUGGUGAGGUGAACCCGCUUGUUCUCAAACACAACGAAGUUGUGGAGAUUGUGAUCAAUAACUUCCACAAUAACCUUCACCCUUGGCAUAUGCAUGGUCAUCAAUUCCAGGUUAUACAACGUACCGAGGUUAAUGGUGGUUUCUUUAAUGGUUAUUACGCAAAUGUCUCUUCCACUCCAGUUAUCCGUGACACCAUCAUGGUAGAGAACAAUGGACAUGCAGUUAUUCGAUUCCGUGCUAACAAUCCCGGUGUCUGGCUAUUGCACUGCCAUAUCGAGUGGCACGUCGAAGCCGGCUUUGUGGCUACCAUAAUCGAGGCACCAGAACAAUUACAAGAUUUGUACAGACCUGCUGACCAUCUCCGUAUCUGUGACGCCUAUGGAUCGCCUACCAACGGAAAUGCGGUGGGAAAUCAAGGUACAAAUCUAACUGGAGAAAAUAAUUACAUCUACGAAGGUGAUUCAGGGGCUAUUUACCCACCACUUGCGUUCCCGUAA
Messenger RNA from Talaromyces marneffei, 1668 nucleotides. RefSeq lists its product as uncharacterized. Gene Ontology annotation, biological process: reductive iron assimilation; cellular response to iron ion starvation. Gene Ontology annotation, molecular function: copper ion binding; ferroxidase activity. Lineage: Eukaryota; Fungi; Ascomycota; Eurotiomycetes; Eurotiales; Trichocomaceae. The transcript has 3 exons. Bases 1 to 1668 code for a protein of 555 amino acids. The record is from RefSeq and is a predicted model, not a curated record. Gene Ontology annotation, cellular component: high-affinity iron permease complex.